Messenger RNA from Micropterus dolomieu (smallmouth bass), 8024 nucleotides. RefSeq names its product palladin, cytoskeletal associated protein (gene palld). Bases 2094 to 6515 code for a protein of 1473 amino acids. Gene Ontology annotation, molecular function: cell-cell adhesion mediator activity. NCBI's taxonomy places the organism in Eukaryota, Metazoa, Chordata, Actinopteri, Centrarchiformes, Centrarchidae. The record is from RefSeq and is a predicted model, not a curated record. Gene Ontology annotation, cellular component: axon; plasma membrane. Gene Ontology annotation, biological process: dendrite self-avoidance; axon guidance; homophilic cell-cell adhesion. The transcript has 24 exons.
CAGAGCCCCAGAGGCUGAGCUGCCCAGAACCCCAGAAACUUGAGUUGCCCAGCCGAAUAAACUGAGCUGCCAGUGCCCCAGAGACUGAGCUGCCCUGGGUCACAGAAUUACGACCAGUCAGUGGUUCAGCCAACACCUGUUCCUGGUUUCCAAUCAGCAGCCCGGCCGUCUCCUGCUCCUCAUGUCCCGGCUGACUCGUGUUCUCGCUGCUCAGCUCUAUCAUCCUGCUGCCAGGAGACCCAGAAACUGAGUUGUCCAGCCCCAGAAACUGAGCUGCCAGAGCCCCAGAUACUGAGCUGCACAGUGCUACAGAGACUAAGCUGCCCAGUACCACAGAGACUGAGCUGCCAGAGUCCCAGAUACUGAGCUGCACAGUGCUACAGAGACUAAGCUGCCCAGUACCACAGAGACUGAGCUGCCAGAGUCCCAGAGACUGAGCUGCACAGCGCUACAGAGAUUGAGCUGCCCAGAGCCCCAGAGACUCAGUUGCCCUGCGCCACAGAAUUACGACCAGUCAGUGGUCCAGCCGACACCUGUUCCUGGUUUCAGCAGCCCGGCUGUCUCCUGCUCCUCAUGUCCCGGCUGACUCCUGCUGCUUGUGCACAGUCCGAGGUCCAGCUCCUUGUGUCCAGGUGGCAAUCUAGCCAGCACCCGUUCCUGCUAAGCUGCAAGCCCAGGCAGGUGGAGCCCCUGGCUUCCAGUCGUACUGCCUUUUCACUUGCCUCUUGUCCCGCACUCCAGCCACCAGACUUCGGUCCUGAUCUCCAGUCAUGUCACAAGGCUACAGACCUGAUCAGACCUGGCUCCUGAUCGACCUCCAGAGUAGUCCUGCCUUCGCAGCCUCCAGAGUCGUCCUGCCUUUGCUGCUGGUCUCCAGCCCGACCUCCACUGUCGGUGUCCUGCUCGCACUGUGGACCUGCUCAGCCCUUGGCCUAUGCCUCUGGGCUGCCUGCCGGACCCGCUCGGCCCUUGGUUCCGGCCUCGUGUUAGUCCUCCUGACAUCCUCCGCUCUUUUGACUUGACCCCAGGCCGCCGCCUGAACUUUCCAGACCUGCUUUUGCCCUGCCCCCAGGCCGCCUGCCUGAGGACCCAUGCUCCUCCUCUGUCAAACCCUCUAGUCGUCCGCCUGAGAGUACAAGUUCCCUUCUUAAGCUACCUGGACGCUUGCUUUUAAAAUAACCUUGACAGACCCCACUAGACAAACUGUUACCCAGCCAGUUGCAUUAAUGUAUUUCGCAGGACGUUUGAUAUCUCUUCAUUAUCCAAACCUGUGGUUUUAACAGUGAUCAGUGCACAUUGAGAGCUUCUGAAUGUUGGUGGAUUUUUAGUUCAUAUUGUGAGUGUGCAGUGUCAGAUAUUAUAACAGGUUGCACUGUUAAGUGUGUUUGAUUAACAAGUACUGGUUCUGUAAAAAUGUCAUCACUACCUUCUGUUCCCCUGGUCUACCAGAACACUCUCUCUUCUUGCCAGUAUCCUGGCUGUGAAACCUGAGCCAGGGGCCAAAUAUAGCCCCCACACAGUGAGAAGUUAGAAACCGGGACAGAUGGGACAGCAGGCCACUGCAGAGGCAGUAUGCAAUUGGAGCCUAAACCUGAGAGAUACUGUCUGACCAAUAAGGCUGCUCUUCUGGAAAGAGACACUUCUUUUUGACUCAUUCUGACUUAAUAAACAAGACAAACCUGGAACCACAAAACCAGGAGAAAGCAUUUGGACACAUAGCCCACUUUAAGUUGUACCUGAGUGUGUUUGAAGGUAGCGACUGAGUUUCAAGAAUCUCGCUCCUGAGCUCAGGGUGGGUGAGUUUGUGCUGCUGCUGCUGCCGUGAAACAUAGCCCAGGAGAUUAAAAAUAACAACAGCUGGUCUUCAGGACGCCAUGAGGCACUGAGUGUCACACUGCAUGUAUAUACACCAACAGCUUCACAUCAUCCUACACGCCAAGAGUGUCCCGAAAGAUCAGAGCUGAAGAGACAUACCUGUUUUAAACUACAUGUGCAUGUAACCGAUACAUCCGAGUCAAAAAGUGACACUAGAACAUUAUGUGUGAACAAUAAGGAAGGAUGCAACAAGUGACAUAAAUGUACAGUACACAAGGAUGCAGGACGGGAGUUGGAAUCAACCACUCCCCAUCUCUGUGCUGCUGAAGGACCCGGCAGGAGGCGGGACUUUGGAGGGUGAUGGCGGUGUGUUUUCUGAGGCAUCCUCUGAUGGGGAACUCUGCCUGGACUCAGUGACAGAGCUGGAUGGGGACUUUGCAGAUCUCACUGCCUUCUUGAGUGCAGAAGAGAUUAAUCGUAGCCUGGACCUCGCCCGGGAAGCGUUUGGUGACACAAUUGAAUCUGAAUGUCCAGGCCCCUCUAAUCCUACAUCCCAGGAGCAGGCUCUCCAACAUGUUCCCUCCAUUCCUGUGCCCCUCCAGACAACUGAGAACCUCACCCCAAGUCCAAACUUGCAGCACCAGACCAAAGCCCCCUGCCCAGAUGACAAUGCAGCAGUUGAAGUCUCUUCCAGCCAGAACACCCCCCUCAAACCCACACAGGUGUUCAGUGAGGCUCCUUCCCCUCCUGAGAAGAUAGUCCGCCACAAACCCAUCCAACCAAUUUAUAAGCAGGAUAAACCCAGGCUGCUUCAUGAGGGCCUGCAGCUGAACGAUCGCGCAGCUUCAGCCACAGAGUUCUGUAGCCGAGCUGCCACGUUCAUUGAGGAGCUGUCAUCCAUCUUCAAAGGUUCUGCACAUUUGGAGCAGCAGGUGGAGGAGGACUCCUCCUCCCCUGAUAGUGGCUAUCUGUCUCCAAGGAGUCAGCGACCAGUCCCUCAGGGCUCAGUCUCUGUUCCUGCUUUGCAUCCCGUUCAACAAGAGGAGAUACAGAAUAGCCAGCCAGUCACAAGGCUGGAGCCUCAGCCUGGAAACUCGACAAUAGUGGCAGCGUCUGCAAGCUACCAACACUCUGGAGCUCCAACCACACAAGGAGCGCUGUCUCCUCCGUGCUUCCUCCAGAAGCUGAAGAGUCAGGAGGUGGCAGAAGGACGCCCCAUUCGUCUGGAAUGCAGAGUCAGAGGAAACCCUCUGCCGCUCGUCAGGUGGUUCUGUGAAGGCCGUGAGCUGCACAACUCUCCUGACAUACAGAUCUUGAGGGAUGGUGACCUGCACACACUGGUGAUUGCUGAAGCCUUUGAGGACGACACAGGACGUUACACCUGCGUGGCUUCCAACAGUCUCGGAGCAGACAACACCUCUGCUGAGGUUUACAUUGAAGGAGCUUCGUCAUCAGACUCAGAAGGAGAAGGAGCUGUUCCAAAGUCCAGAUCAGGAACCAUGCCUCAAGUUCAGAAGAAGAGUACUUCAAUGUCCCUGACUAUACGCUCAUCUUCGCCCAAUAUCCAUGAGGUCCUUCCUCGUCGCUCCACCCUUGUCCAGUCCCUGUCUCAGCCCCCACAGCGGAUGCAGAGCCCAGUGUCGUCUCUGUAUGGUGGUGAUGUGUCAGCUCCUCCUACAUUCACCAAGCUGCUGCAGGACGCCCAGGCAUCUGAGGGCCAGGUGGUGGUUCUGGAGUGCAGGGUACGUGGAAGUCCUCCUCUGCAGGUCAGAUGGUAUCGCCAGGGAGAGGAGAUCCUGGAUUCCCCCGAUUUUCGUAUUCUCCAAAAAAAGCCUCGAUCUGCAGCUGAGCCAGAGGAGAUCUGCACCCUGGUGAUAGCCGAGGCCUUUCCAGAGGAUGGAGGUCUGUUCUGCUGCACCGCUUCCAACCCAUAUGGAUCCAUUAACAGCACAGCCCAACUCACCGUCACUGCAGCAGCUGAAGACUUAUCCAGUAAUGGCAUGUCUGGUGAUAGCUCAGGGUUUGAGGAUGCAGCAGCCUUCCCCCCUCCUCCCCCACCCACAGAAAUCAGUCUCCUAGAGCUGCCACCCAAGACGCUGCCUCAGCCCGGCACUGAGCCUUUCCAUAUCAAGGAGCUUGAGAUUUGGCCCAGUGUGUCAUCUCUGCCUCCAUUACAGAUAGGCUCAGAGGUGGAGGACACGGAUAAGGGAAAAGGGUCUAUACAGAAUGGCCGACCCUCAAAUCCUCCAUCACCACCAAGCCCACCUAAAGCAACCACACCCCCACUCCCACCUCCACCUCCACCUCUGCCACAGUCUGACACUAUGACAGCCCAAAGUCCAGCCCAGGUGGCACCAGCCUCACCUCCAUCCCCAGGCAAGCUGUCUCCAUCCCCUGGGAAGGACGGUCCUCCACUGCCUACCAAGCCUAAACCAAAGCUAGCUGAGAAUAUAGAGGAGGAGACAGAAAAUGACAGGAACGCUUCCCAGCUAAAGCAGCUGCAGGACCAGAUUCUAUUGGAGCAGCAAGAAACAGUCAAUUGGCAGCAGGAGCAGCAGAGCCAGGAAGUCCCACCUCCACCUCAGGAAGUGCCUCAGGAAGUGCCUCCACCAGCUCCACCAUCUCCACCUCUCCCCCCUCCUCCCUCCUUCCAGGAGUUGGAGAGCAACGCAGCCAUGCAGGCCAGCACCUUCAACUACGCCCGGCCCAAGCAGUUCAUUGCUGCUCAGAGCCCCGGUGGAGCGGGCUACGUCACCCAGUCCUCUGGUUCCUCAGGGUCCAGCCUGUCCUCCCCGCUGUCACCUCCCACCUCGCACAAGCCGUUCAGCAGGGUCACUAUGCCCCCCUUCACCAAGGCCAGCAGCGUGGAGUCCCCGAGCUCUCCUUCUUUCCCACCUCCACCUCCACCCUUCCUCAGCUCCAGUAACCUGUCCUCUCCAUCAGGCCCUGCCCAAGACUUCCCUCCCCCUCCGCCUCCUCCCCCUCUGCCCGUCUCCGUGUCUCCAGCCUGCUCAGAUAUGUCCUCGCCGUUCUCCUCCGUCCCUCCAUCCCCAGCCUCCAGCUUCUUGUCCUCAGUGUUGCCCUCCACACCUUCCUCAACCGGCAGUCCUACAGUCAAUGCCCUGGGCCUUCCUAAAGGCAACGGGACUGUCAAAGCGUUCCCCAGAAAGUCCUCUGUCACCAGGACGCCUCGCCUCUCCUCUGACACGGACAUCCAAGGAUCCAAGGACGCUGUCAUCCAGGACUUGGAGAGAAAACUGCGCUUCAAAGAGGAGCGCAUAAGCAAUGGUCAACAGAGGUUAACCUAUGAGGAGAAGAUGGCUCGCAGACUGCUGGGCGCUGACAACGCUGCCACGGUCUUAAACACACAGGACACAGAGGAGGAGCCAGUCACACAGGAAUACAAGUCAUCUGAUAGAGAAUGUUUCCCUCAAAAGGAAUACAAGGUGUCCAGCUUUGAGCAGCGCCUGAUUAGUGAGAUUGAAUUCCGUCUGGAGCGUUCUCCGGUGGAGGAAUCCGACGACGACGUGCAGCACAAUGAAGACUCUGCCGGCCACGGGGUGGCACCAUCUUUCGACCAGAAGCUCAAACACUACAAAGUCUUUGAGGGCAUGCCAGUCACCUUCUCCUGCAAGGUCAACGGAGAUCCCAAACCAAAGGUCUACUGGUUCAAAGAUGGCAAGCAAAUCUCAAAGAGGAGCGAGCACUACAGGAUCAGCCGUGACGCUGAUGGAACCUGCUCCCUGCACACUGCUGCAGCCUCACUGGAUGAUGACGGCAACUACACUAUCAUGGCAGGCAACCCUGAGGGCAGGGUGAGCUGCACCGGCAGGAUGAUGGUCCAAGCUGUGAACCAGCGAGGCCGUAGCCAGCGCUCCACACCUGGACACAUGCGCAGGCCCAGGUCCAGGUCUAGAGAUAGUGGUGAUGAGAACGAUAACAUCCAAGAGCGUCACUUCCGCCCCCACUUCCUGCAGGCACCCGGUGACCUCAUCGUUCAGGAGGGCCGACUGUGCCGGAUGGACUGCAAGGUGAGCGGCCUGCCCACUCCUGACCUCAUCUGGCAGCUGAACGGACAGACCAUCCGCCCCGACUCCGCCCAUAAGAUGCUAGUGAGGGAAAACGGUGUGCACUCGUUGGUCAUCGAGCCCGUGACUAACCGCGACGCGGGCAUCUACACCUGCAUCGCCAGCAACCGAGCGGGCCAGAACUCCUUUAACCUGGAGCUCAUCGUUGCAGCCAAAGAGAUGCACAAGGCCCCUUCAUUUGUUGAGAAGCUGCAGAACACAGUUGUGGCUGAGGGUCAUCCUGUGCGACUGGAAUGUCGCGUCACAGGGGUUCCCUACCCACAAAUCUUCUGGAAAAGGGAGAAUGAGUCUUUCACUCAUAACACAGACAGAAUCAGCAUGCACCAGGACAACUGUGGAUACCUGUGUAUGAUCAUCCAGCCGGCCAUGAAAGAAGAUGCAGGCUGGUACACUGUGUCAGCCAAGAAUGACGCUGGCAUCGUAUCCAGCACUGCACGCCUCGACGUCCACACUCAGUGGCAGCAGCCUAACCUCCCCAAGCCCAAGAAGGUGCGUCCCUCCACCAGCCGCUACGCCGCACUCACAGAGAGAGGGCUGGACGUGAAGGCAGCCUUCUUCCCCGACUCCAGCCCGCUGCAGCCCGGUGGCCUGGUGGAAAGUGAUGACCUGUAGAAACCACAGGGCAGCCGGCAAGAGGAUUUCAACGUCUCCAAAAAAAAAACCUGAAAACUGCCCUUAUUCCAAGCACUCCUGAAAAGACAAAUACUUUAUGAUGGCGACGGGGGUCAGAAUAUAACCAUGUCCACUUGAGGGACUCUAUCAUUGAUACAGAACUAAAUGGUCUGUGGGCAGAGUGAGCUGGUGGUUUUCUUAUGUUGUUAUAGUAUGACACAACCCAUUAUAUUACAGAAAGUUGUUUCCCCAAGCUUCAUUUUAUAAACUGGACCUGGAAAAUGAUUGUUUGCGUUUACCACGAGGAAAGACUGUUCAUACACAUGCUCUCUCAUGUUUCAUGAACUGUGCGGUUGACUCUGUUUUGCAAAGGGUUGUCUUUUUAAGUGCCUCUCAUGUCUGUAAAGAUAAAACAUGAAAUGAAUUACUAUGCAUGUUCAAGUGGUGCCAUUUGAAAUACACGGACUAAUACUGUAUCUAUACAUAGCACUCCGGAGAAAAGACGACUUAAAAAGACUGAAUGACUCAAAGCAUGGUAGCUUUGACGAAGGAGAUCACAAACUUUUAUUAUGUGGGCUUGUGUAGCAUAGUGCCGAUAUCUACAGUAUCUGGUUAUUGUUGGAGUAUCAUACAGUUUGCUUACAGAUAUUGGGAAAGGCCGGGCCUUAUAGACCGUAUGUUUGCCAUGUUUAGUGUUUUAUUAUUGUUUUUGUUUUGCAAAAGAAAUGAGGUUUGGGAAGAAAGAACAUGUGGAUGUGAUUGGUUGCGUUGUGGGUGCAGCAGAACUUAAGGAAAUUUGGAUCUAACAGACACAGGAAGGAAAAAGCAGGUUUUUUUGACGGACAUCAACUUUAAUGUGGUAAGUCAACACUUGAUAGGAAGGAUGUGAUUGGCUGCGGCAGUGGUGAUGAUGACAGUUGUGAUUUAUUUUCUUCUUUUGACGGUUUAUUUUUAAAAGUGUGAAUUGAAAUGUUCUCACUUGAGAGAGGGUGCUGUGAAAGGUUUCGGUGUAUUUGUCACACAUCACAGAUUGUCCAUUUUAUUUUUGUAUGGAAAAAAAAACACUCUACUUUCCCAACAAUCUUGACAUAAAUUAUAUCAGCAACCUUUUGUUAACUGAUAAAACAAUCUUUUCUGUAUCAUGAAGUUUUAUAAAUAUAUUUACUGCCUUAAAUCACUUGUAGGCUUAAUGCAAACACAAUUUCUUUGCAUGUUACUUUUGGGCACUUGUACAGUGCCAACAACGUUUUUCGGGAUGUACAAACACAACUUUUUUCCCCCAGUAUUCAAGGGUACAAAAGUGAAAGGCAAGGUAUAUUUAUAUCAACUAUUUUCGUCACCUCUGUAAUGCUAUACAAAGUGGACAUCUUUUUCCGUGUCUGUUCAGAGCUUGCAUCAGCUGACAGUUACUGUGUUUGCACAUUUCUAUGCCAAUCAAUGCCUGUAUAUGGAUUGUUCUCCUGAUAUUAUUUUAGGUUAUGAAAGUUAAUAAAAAUCAAUCUCUUCAGA